This is a messenger RNA of Vidua macroura (Pin-tailed whydah), 5539 nucleotides long. It is a transcript of the gene WASF3, whose product is annotated as WASP family member 3. Gene Ontology annotation, cellular component: SCAR complex; cytoskeleton. Gene Ontology annotation, biological process: positive regulation of Arp2/3 complex-mediated actin nucleation; actin cytoskeleton organization. Gene Ontology annotation, molecular function: Arp2/3 complex binding; protein kinase A regulatory subunit binding; actin binding. Bases 168 to 1661 code for a protein of 497 amino acids. The record is from RefSeq and is a predicted model, not a curated record. NCBI's taxonomy places the organism in Eukaryota, Metazoa, Chordata, Aves, Passeriformes, Viduidae. The transcript has 10 exons.
GGCGGCGGCGGCUGGAGCGCUGGAACGGCGGCGGCUGGAGCGGGAUGGGACGGAACGCGGCGCCAGAAAAAGCCACCUGAGUGUGCCAGGAAGUUAGAGAACAGCUGUCUUCUCAAAUGAGUGAACAGUAUUGAUAUUCCACACUCCUUUUUAAAUGAUUGUGAGCCAUGCCUUUGGUGAAAAGAAACAUUGAACCACGGCAUCUCUGCCGAGGAGCUCUGCCAGAGGGAAUUACAAGUGAACUGGAAUGUGUAACAAAUAGCACCCUUGCUGCUAUCAUACGCCAGCUAAGCAGCUUAAGCAAACAUGCUGAAGACAUAUUUGGUGAAUUGUUUAAUGAGGCCAACAGCUUCUACAUCAGAGCAAAUUCCCUCCAAGACAGAAUUGAUCGCCUUGCUGUCAAAGUCACCCAGCUGGAUUCAACAGUGGAAGAGGUAUCCUUACAGGACAUCAACAUGAAAAAAGCCUUCAAGAGCUCAACAGUUCAAGACCAGCAGGUAGUUUCAAAGAACAGCAUUCCGAACCCGGUGGCUGAUAUUUAUAAUCAAAGUGACAAACCACCACCUCUGAAUAUUCUUUCACCUUAUAGGGAUGAUAAGAAAGAUGGAUUGAAGUUCUAUACUGAUCCUUCCUAUUUUUUCGAUCUUUGGAAAGAAAAAAUGUUACAAGAUACUGAGGAUAAGCGAAAAGAAAAGAGGAGACAAAAGGAGCAAAAGCGUAUAGAUGGCACCACCCGUGAGGUGAAAAAGGUUAGAAAAGCCAGGAACAGACGCCAGGAGUGGAAUAUGAUGGCAUAUGACAAAGAGCUUAGACCUGACAACAGGUUGUCUCAAAGUCUGUACCAUGGAGCAUCUUCCGAGGGAUCACUGUCCCCAGAUACUAGGUCCCAUGCAUCCGAUGUUACGGAUUAUUCUUAUCCUGCUACUCCGAAUCAUUCCCUCCAUCAGCAGAUAGCAAUGCCUUCCUAUGGAGCAGGAGAUGGUCCACAGUACAUGGCAGCAUCCCAAAGCCAUGAGCAUGAAUACAGACCGCCCUCCACUACUGUCCGACACGCUACUUUAAACAGACCUCAGCAGCCACCUCCACCUCCACCCCAGCCUUCAGAUGGCCAGCACAGCUCAGUACCUGUGGUACCAACAGAAUAUGGGAUGCUCCCAGCUCAGAUGGUGGAUUAUUACAAUCCUACAGGUCCUCCCCCUCCUCCUCCCCCUCCUAUGAUUCCUUCAGCACAAACUGCAUUUGUUAGUCCUCUUCAGCUUCCUGUGCCACCUUCCCAUUCUGGACUGGUGACUGGCUCUACAUAUGCAGCUACUCAUCCUCCUCCUUCUGGUGGGCUUGUUGUCAGUGCUCCUCCUCCUCCUGGCCCACCUCCUCCCCCUCCAGGCCCUCCUGCUGCAGGUGCAUCCCUCUCUUCCUCCCCCAUGCACGCUCCUCCAGCGUCGGAGGCAAAGCAGGCACCGAUGAGCGAUGCACGGAGUGAUCUGCUGGCUGCCAUCAGGAUGGGAAUUCAGCUGAAAAAGGUGCAGGAGCAGCGUGAGCAGGAGGCGAAGCGCGAGCCCGUUGGCAAUGACGUGGCCACCAUCCUGUCGAGGCGCAUUGCCGUGGAGUACAGCGAUUCCGACGACGACUCCGAGUUUGACGAGAACGACUGGUCAGAUUGAACGUGGUCCAAGCCUGCUGGCAACUACAUUAAAUACUUGGCUUCAGUGAUUGCUUUGUUAGCAAGAUGUAAAGCAGGACAUUGACAUGUAUUAAGGCUAGUGAGGGAAGUGCUAAAAUUGAAUUGGUAUUAUUCAGAAUGCUGUAGCUUAGCAACUCUGGUAAUAAUGAUGUGAUUAUGCUUAUGCAGAUCAGAAACUUGUCUUACUUUCAGUAUUUACUGCAUAAUACUUAAGUGCCACUAAAUGUAGCAACUCUUGUGCUGCGUGCAAAAUAUGAUGCAGUUGUUGCACUGUUACAGAACCAGCAUUUUAUUUUACUUUCCUGUUCUUGAAGGGAUAAAAUAUAUUUUUUUGACUUUACAUCUUAUUCUUUUAAUUAUGUAAACAACUUAGAUACUUGUGAAUUGGUCUGGUUGUUAGUCUUUGAAGGCAGUUAACUGUGUGCCUGAGUGAAGUCUUGAGUUCCAUAAAUGUGACCUUUAGCUUUUUUAUUAGGUACUAAUUAUGCCCACAUUAGUCUAUUUUUGACCACUUCUGGGCUUAAGUUUUUAUGCAUACAGAAUUGAUUUUAUACUAGCUUCCUUUUUAUCUUGAAAAUGUAGCAGAUGAUUAAAUGUAUUCUUUGAAGAAUGAACCCACAUGAUCCAAAAAGAACAUUUGGUGAGCAGACAGAUACAUCUGCAACAGUACCAGCUCUAAGUUGCUGGCUGCUUGUUGGGAAGAGUGUUAGGUGGGGUCUCUGCUGGGUAGCAGAUGCACGUCCGUGUUAUAAAUGGAAAUGAAAAUACCUGUAGAGCUUUUCAGUCUUACAGUAAGAUCAACUGCAUGCAGGAUAGACCUGGUGGAAACCCUGUGGCUGUUGCAGUGCAGAAAGGCUACUGGUAUUGCUAAAGAUUGAAACAGUCUGGAUCUAGCAAUCAGAUACAUUUCACAAGUAUUCAACUUGGUCUUUAUGCCUGUAGGUAUAAAUGUGUGUAAAUAAGUUCUGUUGUUGUUGAUUUGUACAUGUGUAGUUGUGUGGCACAUUGACUCAGAACUCUUAUUUUGAAUGUAUUUCUUUCCCAGUACAUCCCAUGGAUAAAACAUGGGCAGUUAAAGCAGCUUUGAUGGCUGUUGAGGUACUAUGCCAUAUAUAUAUAUACAUAUACACAUUCACUUUCUUAGUCCUUUCUUAGGCAUAGUUGUUCCCAUAAAGUCUGCUUUGACUGUCUCUGUUUUCCUUGUUUUCCAUUUUUUUUUAUCAACUGUACAGUAUUAAAAUGGUUUGUUUUGUUUUGGGAGGUUUUUUGGUGGUUUUUGUUGGGUUUUUUUGGUUGGUUGGUUGGUUUGGUUUUUUGAGUUUUUUUGUUUUUUUUUUUUUUUUUUUUUCCUUUUCUGGACCAAGAGUCAGGCUGCUGCUCUGCCUAAUGAGGCUUUUAAAUUUUAUUCAUAAUAGGGGAAGAUUUCUUUCCUUACCAGAUCACAGUUUUAAUCUUUGUAACAGAAAUCUGUGUAAUUCCAGGUCUAACAUUUGGUAAACGUCCUUUGUUCUGUGAGGCCCCCCCAUCUGUUCUUAAAAGAAGUAUGUAAAAUAAAAAGAGAAAUGGAAGGUGAUUAUCUAACCUGUGUUUACACCAUUAACAGUUUUAGUCCUGAGAAUGUAACAGUCUAACACAAUGUUUGCAUGCAAACUGUUGGCUACUGCAUUGCUGUUUAAUCUGCAUACGAUUUUUCAAUCCUUGGUGGCUGCCUUUAUGGUAGAGGGAUAACAUGCUGCCUCAGGGCUGGUGGUAAAAUUUAUGACACAAAGUGUGACCAAUCUCUGCAUACCGGUGAGCAACCACAGCUCUUGGUAACCAGGGGCAGCUGAAGGUACUUGAUGAUCGCCGUCCCACUUGGAGCUGGUUUUGUCUUUGCCUUAAAAUGCAGAGCUGAAGGGUGCUUUAUUUUUGUGUCCUGGAGUCUGAGGUCUGCGUGUCCACCAGGGAGGACAGAAUUUAGGCUGUAGCCUGAUGGUGGCUUUCAUCAUCGUGUUGAAGAUGACUUGUCUUUACCUUCAUGGUGUGCUUGCACAGUGGCCUGCAAAAUGAUUCUUUGGAGAGGUAGCUGAAGGUGCAACUGGGACCUCAGUGUUACAUCACUGCAUAGGUGGUGAGAGCACUCUUGAUGUUGUUUUGAUACAUGCUGAAAUGAAAUGUCUCAACAGAAAAUUCUUUCCAAUCUACUGAAAUUUGAUAUGACAGAAGAUAUAUUUUAUGAGCACAGAAGCUGGGUGUGUCUAAAAUUUUGUAAUUUGUGCUUAUUUUAAGUAAUAAGCAUUAAACAAGCAAUCAGUUGUGACCAGUGAAGAUAGUGUAGAUUUUUCAGUCAUAGUAGCCAACCUGUUUUUCUGAACCUGCAAUGUUGUAAUUUUCCUUUUGGUAUUUUAUGGACGAAAUGUGAAUUGAAUUUAGUGAUGUAAACACUAUUCUAGGCUGUUUUUAUCAGUUUUAUCAUACUUCGGGUUGUGCAUAAGUAACAAAUAUGAAUAAAAUCUCACUUUUGAACCUGUGUUUCUUUCCUUAGAUGAGUAAGAUUGUGCUGUUAAUCUUUAUUUUAACUUGCCAAUAACAGAAGUGAAGAUAUAAGACUUGCAAAUGCUAUCUCUGAUCCCAAGGCAUGAUGUUCCUGGGAUGAAGGAUGGAGUCUACAAUACCAGAUUCCCUUGAGGUACUGCUGCUCCUGCUAACAUCCAUACUUGUUUUUUUGCAGCCUUGAUUCAAGCUCCAAGUUCCUGGCAGGUAUAAAUUUCCCUACAGGUAGCUUUAGGGUUUUUUUUCCAGUGUAAUGCAUUAAAUGCCAGCUUUGCUUCCAGAAAGAAGCAGAAAAUACAAGUUACAUCAGCAAGUCUUCUUGCCCACUUUUUUAAUAAGAAGUUAUCUUUGUAGGUUAGUGACACCCAGCACAAUACUAUAAAUACAAACUCAUGUAGGCCUACUAGAAAAAUACUUUAAAUUUAAUAUUUUAAUGGUAAUCAGAUUAAAGCCAGGAGAGGCUUUUCAUCCUACUGGGAAGAACUUACAUAAACCAAUUGUGUAAUAUAGUAGGUUAAUUGUAAAUUAAACAGAUUUGUUUAUGCAUCUUAGACUUGGUUGUUUCUUGGGAAAAUAAAUUAAUCUUUAUUCUGUUUAACUGAAAACUCCAGUCCUCUGACUCUCAGUUCUUACUUCGCUCAAAUUUCCCACUUCUUGAUUUGAACUUAAUUCAAAUAAUUUAGACCACAAUUCUUAGCACCAGUUCUGCAUAAAAACUGAAUAUGCAAGCUUGAAAUUUUUUGGUUCAAAAAUUCUCUUAGUAAAGCAUUUAUAACUGCUUGUUGUAGCUCAGUUGGAGUUAGGACUGAUGGUCACUCAGCAUGUUGCUUCUACAGCUUUUGUGGUUGUCCUUUUCAUUUUAAAGAAUUUUCAUGGAACUAAGCUGAACUGGAUUUUUGGGUAUUUGAGAUUUCUCUUUACUAAGAUGAAUGUCCUUUAUUGUAAGAGGGGGCACAUGGUGUUGAGCGCAAGCUCCAAAUUGAACUCAUUUGCGGUAUGCAGAUGGAGUUGUGAGGAAGGGAAAUAUCUCCUUGGGAAAUUGGUGCUUGGUGUAUUUUUCAGCUAUGUUCUCUCUCCUUUGCUGGGCACUGUUUUAAUAAUGAAGAGGUGUUCUUUUCUCCUUGAAACAACAUACCUAAGGGUACAGCAAAGAUGUAAUUUCUAAAACUGUUUAAAAUCUCACUGUGAACUGAACUGAGUGUAAACCUGAUAAUAAUGAAGACUUCAUUGGAAUCCUGUGACUGGAAGCUGAAGUUGUACAAAUUAAAUUUUGAGCUGAGGUAUUAGUACCUAGCCAAGAAGUAAAAUAAAUAUUAGAACAGCUUA